AUGUUUUAACAGAACACCGAUCCAUGCAGGGCUUUCACAACAAGUAUUUUAAUCUUAACAUUAAUUCUACAGAAAUACCAAACCAACAGAGGAGAGAAGUGGUGAAGCAGCUUCCUGACUGAGUCCAACUGGGAAAGAAACGAUGAGAUGGGCGUGAAUAAGUGCAUGUCUAUAAGCUCCUUCCUCCUGAUGGCUCAGACAUUCAGAGACUGGACGAAGUGGUAAAAGCAGCUCUUUUACUUUCAGGAUGGUUUUUAAUAGCAGAAUGAAAAUGCACCAUGUUCUCCUCUUCUGCUUCCUCUCAGCAGCACCGCGUGAUGGAAACUGUGUCGGUGCAGAAAUGCUCCUCCACCCCGAAGGAGGAAGCAUCACCGCUGAGUGCCGCUUUUCUUUCUCUGGAAGAAGGAAACUUCUCUGUAGGGAUGCAUGCACGGAUGGAAACAUUCUCAUGGAAACAGAAGGCCAGGCAGCUCAGAGAGGCAGGUACAGCAUUAGAUACAGAGAGGGAACGUUUCCAGUAUCUUCUACAGUUCUGCAUGUGAGCAUCACACAGCUGACCAAGUCGGACUCUGGACGCUACUGGUGCGUCUUAAAAAGGCCUUUCCUCCCAGACUCGUAUCAGGAGUUUGAAAUCAGAGUAACAGAUGCCCCGAAGACUUCACCUGACGGGCUGAAGCAGCCUGACCCGCAGCGGACUGAAGAAACCAGAGCUGAAGAUUGCUCAGAGGCCUCAGUUGCAGCCGAGAUCCUAAAAACGACCUUGACCUGCCACGACGACCACGGCAUAUGUCGAUCCUGCAGCGUCAGUUGCAGCUUCAUCAGCGGUUUGUCGCAGCUGGAAAACGGCCACUUCCCACCGGCAGGCGCCGCCUCUCAGUGGUUUUUCACCGUUAGCGUGUCACAGAGCUGUCACAUCAGUACCAUCCCAUUAAUGCAUACACACAUUUAGUACCAACCAUCCUUGUUUACAACAAAGUUCUGCAGGUUUGCAUUUAUCUGCACUGUCAACUGUGGAAAUGGAAAAUAUUUAAAACAAAGUUUGCAAAAUCAUUGUGAUCUACUGCAUUGGUUUGUGAUGUGCACUGGAAGCAUGUGGUAGUAACUGAUAUUUUGUUUUUGUUUACUGUUUUGUUGUUGUUUUUUUGUGUGUGAUAUGGAUCCCCCUGGGUCUGAAAUAAGAAUAAAGUAUGUAAUAUAAUAAUAAUAAUAAAGGUUGGUGAUUACAAAAGUUAAAUUAGCGUUAGCAUCGUAGCCUAGCUGCUUAGCCAGGCUGCCCAGGCGGUUUAGGACUGAAUGAUCAACAAGUUGAACCUGCAGCCAAGUUAAAAGAUAUUUAUUUCACUAGAUGGAUUUGAUGUUUUGCUCUGGGCAUCGGCUUGUCAUUCGUUUCCAGCUGUUUAUGCAGCUGUUCAACAGCUGAGCAAUCUGUGCACAAAGUUUGCAAACAGACCUCAGUUUAGUAACGCAUGCGCACAGAUUUCCACCUUUUUCUUUCUUUUCUUUUCUUUCUUUUUUUUUUACACCCACUGACAGUUGCUGGACUCUGUAGAUUAUAUCUAGAGUGCAGGUUUCAAAACAUAGUUAUACGUGACAGCAAUUAUCCCUGUUUUUAUACCCCUAUC
Molecule: messenger RNA, 1622 nt
Organism: Melanotaenia boesemani (Boeseman's rainbowfish)
Lineage: Eukaryota; Metazoa; Chordata; Actinopteri; Atheriniformes; Melanotaeniidae
Product: CMRF35-like molecule 5
Exons: 4
Coding region: 248-949 (233 amino acids)
Cellular component (GO): plasma membrane
Molecular function (GO): transmembrane signaling receptor activity
Source: RefSeq, a predicted model, not a curated record